UUCCUUUUAGUCGUUCAGCCUCGCUAGUUGUGAAAAUGUUGUGUGGUGCACUAACAUUUUUCAUCCUUUUGUGGUCCACUGAAGCAAAAUUUUAUAAAACCAACGUUACAGAUUUCUCCAAGUGUAAAAUAUAUUACUCUCGAUCGGGAACCGUCUACAAAGACUUCUUUGAAAUCAAUGACGAACCACAAAACGGAAGUCUUUUAGAUUUCCAUUUCUCCGUAAUGUCUCCCAGCGAUGCUCAUAUCCUUUUAGCCCCAUCCAGUAAUAUACAAAAAGGAGAUCCUGUUUACGAAAUAGUGAUAGGAGCGGGCGGUAAUACGUUUUGUGAUAUAAGGAGAAUGCAAAAAUCGGGAGUGAAAGCCACUGUCAGAAUUAAAGGUUUGCUAUCGGCCUUGGAUCUACAGUCUUUUUGGAUUCAUAUCAGCAAAGACGGAAUAGUAGAAGUAGGGAAGGAAGGAGAGGAAUUAGCUUUUUUAACAUGGACAGACCCAGAUCCGUUACCUUUGAAAGUGUUCAGUUUCAGUACGUGGCCAGGAAUUGAGGCGAAAUGGUAUUUCGAUUGCCCACGGAAUGAUAACAGCACUAAUCAUUCGAAGAAAAUAGAAAACCCCAUGACUUCCCUGGAAAAACUGCGACAUGACUUAUUGUAUCGCUACGAUCCUUACGUCAGACCUGUUUAUAACACGUCCAGCAUUACAGUUGUGACUUUGCAGCUUGCAACAACUAUUGUAACUUUAGACGAGCAUAAGGCGAUGUUACAUUACAGCGGAACUGUUUUAAUGAAUUGGACAGAUGAGAAACUACAUUGGAAUGUAUCAAACUAUGAAGGUAUCAAUAAUUUACAUAUAUUCCGACGAGAAAUAUGGAUUCCAAAUCUAUAUUUAUUUGAUGCCGUUUCGGAUGGCAGCGACAUCUUACAAGACACACUCCUCACGGUCAACUCCACAGGACAUGUAAACUGGAUGACCACGGUGAACAUGAACUCUUGGUGCAGUCCCGACGAUCUCGGACGAUGGCCUAGAGAUGAGCAUACCUGUGACAUCGUGCUUGGCUUCUUUAAAGAUUUCGAAAAUUUGCAACUCGUAUUUAAUGGAAAUGAAAGCACAUUUGGCAGUCCGUAUUCGUCAACAUGGGCGGUUUUACAAGUGGACAGUUAUUCAAAUAAGGGAUGGAAAAACCCUGCUGUUCGAAAUUUGAAUAAUUUUGACCCUCCAGGCCUAACGUUGCAUCUUAAAUUGAGAAGAACGUCCGAUUCGUACGCUAUUAUGCUUUUUACUCCCUUUUUUGUGAUAGCUGUUUCACUGUUAAUGACAUUUUGGGUGUCACCAUUCGGGCAUCUGAAGGUAUCGCUAGCCUGUCUACAACUGAUUUUAGCUUCGAUUGUUCUAAUAGGGUUAGGAAUAAUUAUUCCCAUACAUUCUCAAUUGGUACCAAACCUAGUUUUAUUGUACAGUUACAGCCUUGUAGCAACAGCUAUUUGCAUCGUGAUUGAAACUAUUGUUAUUAAUUUAUCAAGAAAUAAGCAAAAAAGUGCACUUCCCCACUUCCUGACAAAACUUCUGCUAUCAGUUUUUCUAAAAAUGUUCCUGUGUUUACCCGAUAUUAAAUCAUCUCAACACUAUGGUAACUUGAAUGACUCUUAUUCAAAACUUAACGACCAACACCAAAGUAUGUGGAUUCUUCUAGGCGUGGUGAUUGACCGCAUCGCAUUUUUCAUUUAUUUAGGGCUAACAGUUUAUGCACUGUGUGUUGUUACCUCUUAAUUAAUUAAUCCGCAGUAUUCGAAUUAUUAUCUGCAAUUUAGGUCUUACGUUUUGUAAAAUAAAAAAUUUUAGAUUUGGCAA
Zophobas morio is the source of this 1847-nucleotide messenger RNA. RefSeq names its product neuronal acetylcholine receptor subunit beta-3-like. The transcript has 11 exons. Gene Ontology annotation, cellular component: membrane. Lineage: Eukaryota; Metazoa; Arthropoda; Insecta; Coleoptera; Tenebrionidae. The coding region runs from base 36 to 1766 and encodes 576 amino acids. The record is from RefSeq and is a predicted model, not a curated record. Gene Ontology annotation, biological process: monoatomic ion transport. Gene Ontology annotation, molecular function: extracellular ligand-gated monoatomic ion channel activity.